AUGUCGGAAGCCUACGAGCGCGAGCGCCAGAACAAUGCACGCCUCGAAGAACUCUCGGCCAAGGUCUCGUCCCUGCGCGGCGUGACGGUCGACAUUUACGACAAUGCCCGAUCCCAGGACAUUAUCGAUAAUACCACCGAUACCUUCUCGUCCAUGUCCACACAGCUCAAGGGGUCCGCCGGUCGGUUGGGACGCAUGGCCGCUUCCGGAAACAAGGUCGCCAUCUUUAAGCUGUCGGCCAUAAUCAUUGGAGCCUUUAUGGUACUCUACUAUACCUACAAGCUCUUGUUCCGCGCUUGA
Messenger RNA from Pestalotiopsis fici W106-1, 300 nucleotides. RefSeq lists its product as uncharacterized. The coding region runs from base 1 to 300 and encodes 99 amino acids. The transcript has 2 exons. The record is from RefSeq and is a predicted model, not a curated record. Gene Ontology annotation, biological process: intra-Golgi vesicle-mediated transport. NCBI's taxonomy places the organism in Eukaryota, Fungi, Ascomycota, Sordariomycetes, Amphisphaeriales, Sporocadaceae.